UUAAGUGCUGCAGGGAGAGCGCCGGGGCCGCCGCUGAGGUGCCGCCGCUUCAGGGCGGUGAACGCCCUACCCCCGAGGGGGUGGCUGGGCCGGGCGAAGGGGCGGGCCGGCCCGGGAAGGCGAGGCACGCUCGGUACUGCCCAGCACAGCACGGAGGGGGGUUGUCUCUGUCCGCGGUCAUGUCGGGCUCGGAGCAGCAGCGCUCGGCAGGUGACGUCCAGGUGGAUAGCAGACCUAUAUUAACCACCACAGAUGGAAAUCAGAACAUCACGGAAGUAGAUGCACUUGAUAUAAGACAAACACUUGAUCCUGCAGAGGAAUACAAAAUGAACCAUCAAAGAAGAGGAGUUGCAUUAAUCUUCAAUCACGAGCGCUUUUUUUGGCAUUUAAUGCUGCCAGACAGACGUGGGACUCUUGCAGACAGAAACAAUCUGGAACGCAGGUUGACAGACCUUGGAUUUGAAGUCAGAGUUCAUGAUAAUCUGAAAGCAGAUGAUGUGCUGCAGAAAAUUCAUGAAGCCUCUAAGGACGACCACAGCAAUGCUGACUGCUUUGUUUGUGUGUUCCUGAGUCACGGGGAGAACGAUCACGUUUAUGCGUUUGAUGCCCCAAUCAAAAUUGAGACAAUCACAGACAUGUUCAGAGGAGACAAGUGCCAGAGUCUGAUAGGAAAACCGAAGAUAUUUAUCAUUCAGGCAUGUCGAGGUGAUAAACAUGAUGAUCCAGUUAUUGUUCCGGAUUCAACAGAUGGUAGUGAUGAAUCUACUGCCAAUGAGACUGAAGUGGAUGCAGCUUGUGCCUAUACCCUGCCUGCUGGUGCAGAUUUUAUCAUGUGCUACUCUGUGGCGCAAGGUUACUUUUCUCAUCGUGAAACUAUAAAUGGCUCUUGGUACAUUCAAGAUCUGUGCGAGGCCCUCAGGAAGCACGGCUCUUCCUUGGAGUUCACAGAACUUCUUACUGUCGUUAACAGGAAAGUAUCUUGUCGCAAAGUGGAUAACUGCAAAGACAUUAGAGCUAUAGGGAAAAAACAGAUUCCUUGUUUUGCCUCAAUGUUAACGAAAAAAUUGUAUUUUCAUCCCAAAUCUAAGUAGAUUGUUACUUAACAAUGACCAUUAACUAAUAACCACUGCAGAAAUGAAAAACACACCCUCUUAAUUCAGGAGGCUGAUGUUCUACAAGAUUGUUUGCAAAAACACUGGGAUCAAAUGUAAUCAUUUGUAUACACAAUAGUUUUAAAAUCUUAAAGCAAUUUUAAAGCUCGUAUUACAGCUCUGUUCAUCUCAGGGAAUUUGGGAAGCUGACUGUACAAAACUAUUAAGAGGUGCUCAGAUUUUAUUGAAAUUGAUAGUCUACUCUCUACUUUUUUUUUCUUCAAAGUUUUUUGCCUGAUUGCUAUCUAAGUAUGGCAUAUCUAACUAUUUCCAAAACAUUUCAAAUGUUGCAUUAGAUGAGUUUUUCUUGCUCCAAGAGCAGAGUUUACAGGGAGUAGAUAGGGAAUUUUUUAAGUCUCUGGACAGCAGUAUCUACCUUCCAAUUUUUGUGGGGUUAUUGAGCUUUUUAGACAUUUUUUUUAUUUUCUCUCAACACUAAAAAGGAACUUAAUUCCUUGAAUACAGUUGUAGCAUUAAUAUAGAUAAAGACCUUCUUCUUGCUUGCACAUCAUUUACGUUUGGGGCACAACUGAAGCUUGCUGGUGCUUUGCAUCCUCAGGAGAAAACCAAGCGGUUGCGAAAUAAAUGAGACCACGCACAGCUUGCUGAGCGUGACUUUGGGAAGCUCACCUUGUACACAUCUGUAAAGCUAAAGCAAAUUAUUUCAGGGUUCCAGGCUCACUAAACAACUGCUGGACAUCUCCAGGCAGCUCUGAAAAAUACAACAUAGGCAAAGCUUCAUACUUGAGGCCUUGGUGUUGGAUCGGGCACUUCCUCCCCUUGGCCCCCAUGGAGAUGAGCCAUUCACAAUCACUGUGUUCAUGAAAGUGACAGUGCUUCUGUCACCACAGGACUUUUCACCAUAGGAUUGUUACUACUGCAGCAUCAGUAAUUUCCAUUAUACUUACUAGAAGCAAAUAUUUCUCUUAUUAUUUUUUACAUUAUCAGUGCAUAUGCUUAACUCUGGGGGACACUGGAGAACUCGAGCUGAGAAAAGUGUCUUAAUCCACCUUCCUGGGUAUAAAAUUUACUGGCUUUGUUCUAGUAAAGUCUUUCUAUGUACUAUGUUCUUAGUCAUAGCUUUUAAAUAUUACUAUGGAUACGUUAAAGCUUUGUAUAAAUCAUGUACGUUUGGAUGUUUUGAUAAAUUCUUUCAAUAAAAUACAACAGUGAAAUAAAUGAUUUUAUAGUAAA
Columba livia (rock pigeon) is the source of this 2345-nucleotide messenger RNA. It is a transcript of the gene CASP6, whose product is annotated as caspase 6. Gene Ontology annotation, biological process: apoptotic process; positive regulation of neuron apoptotic process. Gene Ontology annotation, cellular component: cytoplasm. The transcript has 8 exons. Lineage: Eukaryota; Metazoa; Chordata; Aves; Columbiformes; Columbidae. The record is from RefSeq and is a predicted model, not a curated record. The coding region runs from base 180 to 1091 and encodes 303 amino acids.